This is a messenger RNA of Cantharellus anzutake, 1653 nucleotides long. RefSeq names its product putative t-complex-type molecular chaperone, epsilon subunit. NCBI's taxonomy places the organism in Eukaryota, Fungi, Basidiomycota, Agaricomycetes, Cantharellales, Hydnaceae. The transcript is spliced from 9 exons. Gene Ontology annotation, molecular function: ATP hydrolysis activity; ATP binding; ATP-dependent protein folding chaperone. The coding region runs from base 1 to 1653 and encodes 550 amino acids. The record is from RefSeq and is a predicted model, not a curated record. Gene Ontology annotation, biological process: protein folding. Gene Ontology annotation, cellular component: chaperonin-containing T-complex.
AUGUCGCAACAAGCUGUUUACGCCACAGAUGAGUAUGGACGACCUUUUAUCAUUGUACGCGAGCAGGCGAAAAAAUCACGAAGUCACGGCAAUGAGGCGAUCAAAUCACACAUCCUCGCCGCUAAAACGGUUGCAAAUAUUGUUCGCACAUCACUAGGGCCGAGAGGCCUCGACAAGAUUCUCAUCUCGCCUGAUGGGGACAUUACUGUCACUAACGAUGGAGCUACGAUCCUCGGCCAAAUGGAGGUUGAGCAUCAGAUCGCCAAAUUGCUUGUGCAGCUGUCUAAAUCACAGGAUGACGAAGUUGGUGACGGCACAACUGGCGUCGUUGUGCUUGCGGGAGCUUUGCUGGAACAAAGCGAGUCUCUCCUUGAUCGUGGUAUUCACCCGAUGCGUAUAGCCGAUGGGUUCGAGCGAGCCUGUGCUGUCGCCGUGGAGCAUUUGGAUAAGAUCUCCGAACGCGUAGAUUUCACAAGGGAUAGUACCAGCAAUCUAUUGAAGUCCGCGAUGACGAGCUUGGGCAGCAAAAUUGUAUCCAAAUCAAUUUCACAGUUCGCUCAGAUUGCGGUGGAUGCCGUUCUAUCAGUCGCGGACUUGGAGAGACGCGACGUCGACUUCGAGCUCAUCAAAAUUGAUAGCAAAGUGGGGGGAUCUCUCGAAGAUACUACUUUGGUGAAGGGAGUCGUUGUGGAUAAGGACUUUUCGCACCCUCAAAUGCCUCGAGUAGUCAAAGACGCUAAGAUCGCCAUCCUCACAUGCCCCUUCGAGCCUCCGAGGCCGAAAACAAAACACAAGCUUGACAUUACCUCCGUCGAAGAAUACCAAAAACUCCAAGCGUACGAAAAAGAGAAAUUUGCCCAGAUGAUCAAAAUGGUUAAAGAUACAGCGGCAAAUUUGGUGAUAUGCCAGUGGGGUUUUGAUGACGAGGCAAACCACCUGCUCAUGCAAAAUGAGCUACCUGCUGUGCGGUGGCUAAUAGCCAUUGCCACCAACGGUCGCAUCGUCCCACGGUUUGAAGACUUGUCGGCAGAUAAGCUGGGCCGGGCAGGAAUUGUCCGUGAAGUUUCAUUUGGCACUACCCGAGAUAAAAUGCUUGUGAUUGAAGAGUGUGCGAACACCAGAGCGGCCACAAUCUUCAUACGUGGCUCGAACAAGAUGAUAAUAGACGAAGCUAGGAGAUCGUUACACGAUGCACUUUGUGUCGUCCGCAAUCUAGUCGUUGACAAUCGAGUCGUGUUUGGAGGUGGGGCAGCUGAGAUAAGUUGCUCAGUGGCGGUGGCAAAAGCGGCAGAUCAGGUUUGUUGGUACGAUUCUAUUCCGAUCGUUCUCACAAUACGGCGUACAGAUCCCACUAUCGAGCAAUACGCCAUGCGUGCCUUCUCAGCAGCAUUAGAUGCGGUUCCACUAGCACUAGCGGAAAAUAGCGGUCUGCCCCCAAUCGAGACACUGACGGAUGUCAAAAGUCGACAAGUCACACAGAAGAACUCAAAACUUGGAGUAGACUGUGCAGGGAGAGGGGAAAAUGAUAUGAAACAACAACACGUGUACGAUCCUCUGAUAUCCAAGCGACAGCAAUUCUUGUUAGCAACCCAACUUGUUCGUGCAGUCCUGAAAAUCGAUGAUGUCAUAACCACUGGACGUGGGGAGGAAUAG